Molecule: messenger RNA, 865 nt
Organism: Drosophila serrata
Lineage: Eukaryota; Metazoa; Arthropoda; Insecta; Diptera; Drosophilidae
Product: DNA replication complex GINS protein PSF1-like
Biological process (GO): DNA replication; DNA strand elongation involved in mitotic DNA replication
Cellular component (GO): GINS complex
Source: RefSeq, a predicted model, not a curated record
UUCGUGGAAAUUGGUUGUUUUUUCGCGCACCAUCUUAAGACUUUCUGGGGAAAGCGGGAAACUCCGGAAAACUCAUCCUUCUUUUUACUCUAACUGUAACCACCCCUAGCGGCGCAGCCAAAAAUGUUUGCUUAUCGCGAUAUUUGCGCGUCAUCGUUUGAAUUGUCCCAUCACUAACAGCAACAAAUAUCAACAAUGAGCCGGCCAAACAAAUUGUUCGGCGACAAAGCCUUCGAGCUGCUGAAGGAAUUGGAAAGAUCUUCGCAAACCAUUCCCGCCUUCGACGACGACGGCGUGCGCCAGGUGCUCGAGGAGAUCAAGGCCAUCUUCGAGGAGAACGUGGCGCAAGCCUCCACUUACAACGCCUCGGGGGAUCGGAGUCUGUGGCCACUGCUAAACUACAGGCACGCGGCCCUGCAGCGAAACAAGCGGUGUCUGCUGGCCUACCUCUACGAGCGCGCCAAGCGUAUCAAGGCCUUGCGCUGGGAGUUUGGCCCCAUUAUUCCCGGAGACAUCAAGCAGGCCCUGUGCGAGCCGGAGGUGCAGUUCUUUAACAACUACUCCAAGUCCCUGGCGGCGUACAUGUGCAGCGCCGGCUACAGUCAAGGACAGGGCAUUGAUCUGACCAACCACCUGCGUCCUCCCAAGUCCCUGUACAUAGAAGUGCGCUGCAUGGAGGACUACGGAAAAUUCGAGCUGGAGGACGGAGAGGUGAUACACCUGAAGAAAAACAGCCAGCAUUACUUGCCACGAGCACAGGUGGAGUCCCUUGUGCGACAGGGCAUUCUGCAGCACCUAGCUUAGAAUAUCGAUAUAUUACUGGCGCAACAUCGAUACUGAAUAAUCGAUUGGCUGGCAAACAGCU